ACCCACAUCAUCUCUCUACCAUUGGAGUACACUUCCUUCUCUAUGUCUUGAGAGCCUAGCCUAGCCUAUUAAUGGACCCAUAACGCCCACUUUACUCAGCUUCCCAAACACUGCCUCUGCUCUCCCUCUUCUUCCUCAUUCCCUCUCCACCACCACCACAUUCCAAUUCCAUUCCGGCCACCAGAGAAGAGAAACCCAACAAAGAGCCACCACCACCCUUCAUCACUUCUCCUCCACCAAGGCACCAACCAGUCCGGGAGCCAUGAGCAAGGACUGCGGCAACCACGGCGACGACGACCUCCGCCGCUCGUGCCGGCGCCUGCUCGGCCUCCUCCUGGGCCUGGCCCUCAUCGUCGCCAUCAUCGCGCUCAUCGUCUACCUCGUCCUCCGCCCCACGCACCCGCGCUUCUUCCUGCAGGACGCCUCGCUCCGCCAGCUCGACCUCGCCAACGGCUCCUCCAACCUCCUCUCCACCACGCUCCAGGUCACCGUCGCCUCCCGCAACCCCAACGACCGCGUCGGCGUCUACUACGACCGCCUCGACGUCUACGCCUCCUACAAGUACCAGCAGAUCACCGUCGCCGCCUCGCUCCCGCCGGUCUACCAGGGCCACGGCGACGUCGACGUCUGGUCGCCCGUCCUCGCCGGCCCCAACGUCCCCUUCGCCCCCUACCUCGCCGACGCGCUCCAGCAGGACUGCCAGGCCGGCUACCUCAUCCUCCAGGUCAAGAUCGACGGCCGCGUCAGGUGGAAGGUCGGCAGCUGGAUCUCCGGCCACUACCACCUCUUCGUCACCUGCCCGGCCUUCCUCGUCACCAACGGCGGCAACGGCGCGCCGGGGGCCAGCGGAUUCAAGUUCCAGACCACCACCUCCUGCCGCGUCGAGGUCUAGCUAGCUACCGAGGCUUUGGUGCUGCCGCCGGCGACGGCGAGGUAGGUGCCCGUACGUCGUCUUGUGUCUGUCUGCCUGUCCAGGGUUAUAGCAGAAGGGGAAAAAACAGAGGCCACAGAAGCAGAGAGAUCUUGAUGCUCAGGGUCAUGGCGAUAGGCGAGGCGGAAAUAAUCGAUCAAUUCAUCAAUACCAGUGAACUGAAUCAAUCAGUGAUUCUGCUGCUGCGUAUAAAAAUGUAAAGGAUGAUGUUUCUUUUUUUCUUUCUUUCGUAGGGUUGAUUAAUAAUAAUAUAAUAGUAGUACGAUCGAUCGAUGGUCAUAUAUAUACUAUUUAUAUAUGCUGCCUUUUUUUCAUCUCGUUAGCUGGUUGGAAUUACUGUUGUUCAAGGAAGCUUAAUUGUCAAUAAACCUUUUUUGAUGCGAAAUUAAAGGGGUAGCCGUUUUCAUGA
Molecule: messenger RNA, 1340 nt
Organism: Panicum virgatum (switchgrass)
Lineage: Eukaryota; Viridiplantae; Streptophyta; Magnoliopsida; Poales; Poaceae
Product: NDR1/HIN1-like protein 1
Exons: 1
Coding region: 263-892 (209 amino acids)
Biological process (GO): defense response to other organism
Source: RefSeq, a predicted model, not a curated record